Hemicordylus capensis (graceful crag lizard) is the source of this 3389-nucleotide messenger RNA. It is a transcript of the gene NEDD9, whose product is annotated as neural precursor cell expressed, developmentally down-regulated 9. The transcript has 7 exons. Bases 351 to 2846 code for a protein of 831 amino acids. NCBI's taxonomy places the organism in Eukaryota, Metazoa, Chordata, Lepidosauria, Squamata, Cordylidae. Gene Ontology annotation, molecular function: protein binding. Gene Ontology annotation, biological process: cell migration; cell surface receptor protein tyrosine kinase signaling pathway. The record is from RefSeq and is a predicted model, not a curated record. Gene Ontology annotation, cellular component: cytoplasm; plasma membrane.
CUCCCUGGCGGUAGCAAAGCAUGUAACGUUGAAGUGCUCCUUCCUAAGGGGAGGGGGCAGCGAGAGGGUCUAUUACCUUGUUCCCCAGCACGUCUGGCCUUCUAGCCAAUAGCGGGGAGAUAUGCAAAUGAGCUCAGCGGUCUGCCUGCCCCAAACAAAACAAUGAACUCAGACUCGGUGGAAAGUUAGAAGCGCCAACACUGGACCGUUUCAGGCGAGCUCAUCGACAGCAACGCGAGGAGGGCUAUUUUCAUUUUCUCGUAAGGAGGCGUUCAAUGGAGCGUAAAACCGGCGCCGUCUCAAUGCAUUCGGACUGAGUACGCAGAAGAUCUCUGCUCAAGCUGGCAAGAAUGAAGUACAAGAAUCUUAUGGCAAGAGCCCUCUAUGAUAACGUCCCAGAAUGUGCAGAGGAGUUGGCCUUCCGCAAAGGUGAGAUUUUAACAGUGAUAGAACAGAACACCGGUGGACUAGAAGGAUGGUGGCUCUGCUCUCUACAUGGACGACAAGGCAUUGUCCCUGGCAACCGUGUGAAACUUCUGGUAGGUCCUGUGCAGGAGAAUCCCUCUAACCAAGACAUGCCAAAUUCAGGACCUGUACAGCAACCCUUUAACCAACAAAAGGUCUACCAAGUGCCAAGUGCACAUACUUCUCCUCGGGACCCUAUCUACCAAGUGCCACCUUCUUAUUUGAAUCAGGGAAUCUACCAAGUACCUACUGGCCAUGGUCUUCAGGAGCAAGAGGUUUACCAAGUGCCUCCAUCUGGGCAGAGAAGUUUCAGUGGACUUGAUGGCUCCCCAGUAAGCAACAAGGUAGUAACUCCAGUCAGGUCAGGACAAGGUUAUGUUUACGAGUUCCCUACCAAAUACCAGAAGGAUACCUACGAUAUCCCACCGAUUCGUCCUCUCCAAGGGAUAUAUGAUGUCCCCCCUACCUCAUUUAAAAGUCCUGUGCAAGCAGCUCCAACAGGCAGUGCAAAAUCUCAAGGGGUAUAUGAUGUUCCUCCCACAAAACGGAUCUACGCCAUCCCCCCUCCUGUAAGCAGAGAUGACAUCGAUCCCAGGGACCGCUUACCUGACUUGGCUCCUUGCAUAAAGCAUGAGGCUAGACCGGAGGGUGUGUACGAUGUUCCUCCUCCCAUGGCCAAAGCAGCUGCAAAAGAAGCUGGUCAAAAAUGUUUUAGCAGCCCAGCUCCGCCUUCUGACUCAACAUCACACCACCAAGGCCUGUAUGAUGUCCCAGUGAGCCAUCAAACUCAGUUUGCUGGGCAGCAGGUAGCUCCACAGUCGGAUGUCUAUGACACCCCACGGGGAGCUCCAUUCCCUGGUCAGCAUUUGGGAUUUAGUGAAAGCCUAAACCCUGAAGGAAAAGAGGGUGUAUAUGAUGUGCCGCCGCAGGUCACACAGGAUACAAAAAGAUUGCAGGAUGUGACUGAUGGAAUGAACAGGUUGUCAUUUUCCAGUACAGGGAGUACCAGGAGUAACAUGUCCACAUCCUCCACGACAUCAAAGGAAUCUUCUUUUUCAGCCUCUGCUUCUCAGGAGAAAAGACUGAUGCUGGAUCCUGACACUGCCAUAGAGAGACUUUACAGGCACCAGAAUGCAGUGGAGACCACCAUCUCCAGCUUAAUGGCCUUUGUCAACCCUGACUGGAGGUCUUAUGAGUACAUGGAGAAAAACAUCAACCAGAUCCACACAGUUGUCAACAAGGUGGAGCAGUCGCUGGUUGACUACCUUCAUUUUGCCAAGGGAGCCACAGCCAAUGCUUCCUUCCUCCCAGAUCUCAGCCUCUACAACAAAAUGAGGAGGGAGCUGCAGAGGCUGGAAGAUUCUCAUCAGAUUUUAACUCAGACUGGCCAUGACCUCAGCAGCUGCAGCUGGUCUCUGAAUGUCCUGGCUCUCAAUAAACCCCAGAACAAAUGCGAUGACCUGGAUCGAUUUGUUAUGGUGGCACGGACAAUCCCAGAUGAUGCAAAGCAACUGACGACCAGCAUCAGCGUCAAUGCCGAGGUGCUCUUUAGACAAGCACCCUGCAACUCACACUUUAAAAAUGUGUCAGAGAGCAUUAUGCCCACUGUGGAUUAUGUGUAUGACAGUCCUCAGGCCCAGACUUUGCAUCCUGGAGACAAAAGCCAGGACCACUGCACUUCGUUGCCCCCACUGCUUUCCAAAGAGCAGCAUUACCAAUGCAGCAUCAGUGAUGGCUCAGAGAAGAGCUGGAUGGACGAUUACGAUUAUGUGCACUUGCAGGGGAAGGAAGAGUUUGAAAGACAACAGAAGGAACUGCUAGACAAAGAAAAUAUCAUCAAGCAGAACAAGAUGCAGCUGGAGCAUCAUCAGCUGAAUCAGUUCCAGUGGCUGGAACAAGAGAUCACAAAGCCAGUGGAAAACGACAUUUCAAAAUGGAAGCCAACUCAGGACCUUCGCUCUAUGAACAGUCUGGUAGACUCUCAAGAAAGACAACUGCUUUUAUUUUAUUCAGACCAGUGCGAAACUCAUUUCAUUUCCCUUUUAAAUGCCAUUGAUGCCUUCUUCAGCUGCAUUAGUGCUUCACAGCCACCAAGGAUCUUCGUUGCUCAUAGCAAAUUUGUCAUCUUAAGUGCUCACAAACUGGUGUUCAUUGGGGAUACCCUGACUAGGCAGUUGACUACUUUGGAAAUACGGAACAGUGUCAUGAACUCCAGCAACCAGCUUUGUGAGUUGCUUAAAAGCAUUGUUAUAUCAACCAAGACAGCCGCCUUAAAUUAUCCCAGCACCACAUCCUUGCAAGAAAUGGUGAAUCGGGUGACAGAACUCUCUCACUAUGCACAGUUGUUUAAACGCUCUUUGGUACAGAUGGCAUCUUACUGAAAUGCACAAAAUGGACUCCAACCAACAAAGAAAAAUGCCUAGAAAAGAACUGGAAAUAUUUUCUAUAUUGUGUAUAUAAUAAUAAUAAUUAAUGACCUGAUCAUUUAUUUUUUGUAGACGUUUUAUAUUAAAUAUUUUAAAUUCAUUUUAUGGAUUAGAAGCUAUAAAGGUUUUCACCAAUCUCAAUAUGUUUAUCAUUUUGAAUAUACAUAUAUAAAUAUAAAAUGAUACUCUACAUAUAUGUAUAUGUUGCAACAUUCCAUAUAAAGUCCAUUGAGUAAGCACCUUAACAAAAGCAUCCAUCAAUGUUGUGGUGUAUUUGUUUUAUUAUGUUUUUUUUUCAGGAUAUCCAUUAACCAGAUGCUUGUUUUGCCUUUUUUGCGGGUGGGGGGCAUAUUUUACUUCAGCUUAAUUAUAUCAUUCAAACAGUGCUGUAAAGGUCGUGGCAAUUCCUGAAGAAAAUAUCAUUGUUUUAGUUCUAAUUGCCUUCUCAAACAAUCCCUACUUGGCAUAGGUGGCUACUAAAUAAAUUGUAACUUCUUA